Messenger RNA from Zerene cesonia (dogface butterfly), 1300 nucleotides. RefSeq names its product class E basic helix-loop-helix protein 22. The record is from RefSeq and is a predicted model, not a curated record. The transcript has 4 exons. NCBI's taxonomy places the organism in Eukaryota, Metazoa, Arthropoda, Insecta, Lepidoptera, Pieridae. The coding region runs from base 588 to 1169 and encodes 193 amino acids. Gene Ontology annotation, molecular function: protein dimerization activity.
CAUAUAAUUUUGCUUGGCUUUUAUUAUAUUCAUGGGUUAUUGACGAUAAUGUAUAGUAUGACAUUGGAAUAUAUCAUUUGAAACACAACCUAUAGAUUUCUAAAUGAUCACAUGAAUAUCAAAAUGAUAGGCCCGGCCCGGAUUUUCUAUAAUGAUUUUUAUAUUUUCCUUUUAAUAUUUUUACGUAUUUAUAUUUCUUAUUCUUAUGUCUUCUGCAAGUAUAAUUAGGGAACACUAAAAUAAAAAAAAAUCUGAUUAUCUAAAUUAAUAUACACAUCAGACUCAUCACUGACUAUCCAAUACAUAUUAAAAACAAAUUCGGCAUGCGUCCUACGCGUUGUGACCUGCCAAAUAAAUCACAAUCGCAUCUCCGAACAAUGGCCGCGAGAUCAGAGGGGUGCGCGCCCCAUCUGCGUCGCCCGAUCGAUCUAUGGACCGCUCCAACUUCUCGCCGCUCUUAGCCUCAUUAUCUGACAGCCCCGUUCUAAAUUCAAACGUCCACGCACAUAGACUCCAAAAAAGUUAUAACCGGCCAGUCCGAUCUAGUUAUUUUAUUUUCUGACAGUGUUAUGUGUUAAUUAAAAAUUAUGGAGGGGCGGAGGACUUGGGAUGGCGUGCCGCUGGGCGAAUCGCACUCUCCACCACAAUCGGUGCCGGGCCGAAGGACUCCUUUGGGUGCUGUCGGCCUGGGGGGCUUCUACAUGCAGGGAGGCCAGCCUCCGCCUCCGCAACACUGCUAUCCGACUGACGAAAAUCAACCUGAACCUGGAACAAGCUAUGGACAACGAGCAUUGGGCGAUGGUAAAUCCAAACAGAAAAUGCGACAAGGCAAAAACGUACGUUUAAAUAUAAAUGCAAGGGAACGCAGAAGAAUGCACGAUUUAAACGAUGCACUGGACGAACUACGCGGUGUUAUUCCCUACGCUCACUCACCAUCUGUGCGGAAGUUGUCCAAGAUAGCCACAUUAUUAUUAGCUAAAAAUUACAUUCUGAUGCAGGCCAGUGCUCUAGAAGAAUUACGGAGACUGGUGGCAUAUCUGCAAGGGACAGCAACAGCAGCUGGGAUAGUGCCUCCACCAGGGUUUGAUUUGACUGGAUUUCCAGCAGCAGCUAAGCUCUUACAAAACCCUCUACCCGGCCCCCCCGCUCCACCAGAACCGCCCUCUUGAGAUCCAGAAAUAAAACAAGAGCCUUAAACGACAGGUGAUAAACACCAGUUAUAUACAAAAUUACAAAUAUAGAGCUCUUUAUUAUUCAGUUUAAAAACGUAUAGCAAUUCUGUCAGAUUUCUCCUGCCGUG